AUGGUUAAGUAUACAAAAGAACGCUUAUUAAAAAAUCCAAUGAUAGUUCAUAUAUCUAAUUGUGGUUUGGAAAUAACAUACAGCCCAAUUUACAAAGCUUAUAUUAAUCAAGUAUUUACCCAUACUACUCAUGGUGGAGCACCAAGAAGAGAAGUUGUUGCCCAAGAACUUUUUCCAAAAAAAUUUCUUCUAGAUAAGGCUGUAAUAUAUAAGAAACUUUCAAAAAAUGAUUUGCAAUUAUUGGAUAAAGAAAUAAUUCAACAAUCUAAGUGGAAAAUUGAAGGUCUAGUAGUACGAUCUGUUUCAUGCGAGCAAUAUACUACAAAUUCUUCUCAUUUAUGUAAUUAUUGUAAAGAAGUUCAAGAUGACCAAGUUUUUAAAGUAUAA
Dentiscutata heterogama is the source of this 387-nucleotide messenger RNA. The record is from the annotation of a GenBank genome assembly. Lineage: Eukaryota; Fungi; Glomeromycota; Glomeromycetes; Diversisporales; Gigasporaceae.